GCCUUCCGCCACACUCAACAUGGCGCCGGUGCCGGUCCGCCGAGGCGCCUGAGCAAGUCGCAAGUGGCGCGUUCCACUCCAGUUAUGGCGACCCCCCGACAGGCCGCGGAUGGCGGCGCUCUGGAAACACGCGGUCUGGAGCGGAUUCUGGAGGCGUUGAAGCUGCUGCUGAGCCCGGGAGGAUCAGGCUCAAGUUCACUGCAGAUCACAAAACAUGAUAUCUUGUUGGCUACUUUAAAAUCUAACCUGUCUGCUUUGGAGGACAAAUUGCUGAAGGAUCCUCACUGGAAGAAAUUGAAACUCCUAAGGGAUGAAAUUGCUAAUAAGGCAGAAUGGGCACAAAAUUCUGUGGAUGUCACCUGGAGUUUUACCUCUCAAACCUUACUGUUGCUGUUGUGCUUGAAGGAAACCAUGAUCCACCUUGCAGCUGAUUUCAAUCCGGGUAAACCCAACCCUAGGACUCCAGAAGCUGCUCCUGCUCUGAGCCCAGAUACACUUAGUAUCUCACAGCAGAAGACUGUCCAGUCAGUCUUGCAGUUUGUAGUCACCUUGGGUGUCUGCCCCUAUCUCAUGCCUGGUGUUGGAGUCCCUUUGAGAUAUAGGACGGAGUUCGGGGCUGUUGUUCAAGAUGUGGUAUGUCUUGAUGUUGCCCCGGAUGCAACCCGGAGACUGUACACCAGUUGCAGGGUCCUCCUAAAUGUUGCUCAGCAUGCAUCUCUGGGGAGCUUGAUUUUCUGCCGCCAUUUUGGGGAUAUUGCUGCAGGCCUGUGCCAACUGGGGUUCUGCCCAACCAAGAGAAAACCACUAAAACCUGAGGAAGAGGUGUUAACCGAAGAGGAAAGAGCCCUGUCUAGAGAGGCCUUGAGAAACAUCUUGGAUCAAAUAUAUCAACCAUUAGCAGUCCGAGAAUUACUUAUCCUCCAGGGAGGACCACCCCAGUCCUGCACAGAUGUGAAGACACAAGUUAGGUGUCGAGCCCCAGCUUGGCUUCGGCGUCUAUGUGGGCAGCUGCUCUCCGAAAGGUUGAUUAGACCCAGUGGUGUUCAGGCAGUAGUCCGGGGCAUUUUGGAAGGAGCAGGUGCUGGGGCGGCUGGCGGGAGUGAUGCUGAGGCCACAGCUGCUGACUGGAAGAAGUGUGACUUGACUGCAAAGAUUUUGGCCUCUUGUCCCCAGCAGUCUCUUUCACCAGAGGAUUACUAUAGGGAUAUCUGCCCCCAGAUUCUGGAUUUAUUUCACUUUCAAGAUAAAUUGACAGCACGACAAUUUCAGCGAGUUGCUACCACUACCUUUAUAACUAUGUCAAGAGAACACCCACAAUUGGCAGCAAAGUAUUUGCUUCAGCCAAUGUUAGCUCCUCUUCAUCGAUGUUUAAAUACAGCAGAGAUUCCAGAGAGUGACGUGGUGCCUGGGACCAUUUUGGUGACAGAAGAAGAACUUAGUAGAUGUAUUGAGGAUGUAUUUAAGGUGUAUGUGGUCGGGAAUGAACCUUCAACAGUUUUGGUGGAUUCCCUGCUUCCAGUCCUGGGAGUCCUCUUUUCUCUCUACUGUUUUACCAAGCAGGGUGUGUCUCACAUAAGGUCACUUUGCCAAGAGAUCUUAUUGUGGAUUCUGGGGAAGCUGGAGAGGAAGAAGGCGAUUGCCAGCCUGAAAGGAUUUGCAGGGUUGGACAAAUCUGUGCCCUCUCUCCAUUGUCUGUGUCACUUUAGAGCUGCCACUCAAGGUGGCAUUAUGAUUACCAUCAAAGAGGCCAUUUGUGAUGAAGAUGAAGAUGAAGCCUUGUAUCAGAAGGUGUCCUCAGAGCAGUGCCAGAUAGAGCAUCUCGGGGACUUGCUGUCCCAUUGCCAGGAAUGUGGUUUGGCAGGCGACUUCUUCAUCUUCUGCUUGAAGGAGUUGACGUGUGUGGCUGAGGAACAUGAAGCAGAGUUAAAAACAAAGCCUUUCUCCAGCAAAAGCCUCUUGGAAUUGGAGCAGCACCAAACUCUUCUUGUGGAAGGCCAGGAGCAGAAACUGCUGGUCCUCCAGCUGGUGGCUGUUCUGUGCGAGAGAAUGUCUGAGCAGAUAUUUACAAACAUCACUCAGGUGGUGGACUUUGUAGCAGCAACACUGCAGCGAGCAUGUGCAAGCUUGGCCCACCAGAGAGAGAGCACUGUGGAAUCACAGACACUGAGCAUGUCCAUGGGGCUGGUGGCUGUCAUGCUGGGAGGAGCUGUUCAGUUGAAGUCAAGUGAUUUUGCUGUCCUGAAGCAGUUGCUGCCUCUAUUGGAGAAGGUCUCCAACACAUACCCUGACCCUGUCAUCCAAGAACUUGCUGCUGAUCUCCGCAUCACCAUCUCCACCCACGGAGCCUUUUCCACUGAGGCUGUCAGUGUGGCUGCCCAGAGUACCCUGAGCAAAAAGGAUCCACAAGGGAAAAUAGAAGGGCAGCAACAAAUCAGUCGUGAAAGAUCCACUGAUGUGUCUCAUAGCCACCUCACACAACAGCAAAGCCGUGAGAAAUCCAAUGAGACAGACCUGAAAUCUAAUGCUCCACUCAUCCCUCAGGAGGUCAGUGAACCCAGCACCACUACAAAUCAGAAAUCUGGAAGCAUAACCACAGAGCAGCUCCAGGAAGUUCUUUUAUCAGCUUAUGAUCCUCAGAUUCCAACACGGGCUGCUGCCCUGCGCACUCUUUCCUGCUGGAUAGAGCAGAGAGAGGCAAAAGCCCUUGAGAUGCAAGAGAAACUUCUCAAGAUUUUCUUGGAGAACUUGGAGCAUGAAGACACCUUUGUAUAUCUGUCCGCUAUUCAGGGGAUUGCCCUGCUCUCAGAUGCAUACCCUGAGAAAAUCUUGCUUGGCCUGUUGACUCAGUAUGACAGUGGUAAAGACAAGCACACUCCGGAGACCAGAAUGAAAGUUGGAGAAGUCCUGAUGCGAAUUGUCAGGACGUUAGGGGACAUGGUCUCAAAGUACCGAGAACCUUUGAUCCACACCUUCCUGAGGGGAGCGAGAGAUCCAGAUAGUGCUCACAGGGCCAGCAGCUUAUCUAACCUUGGAGAACUGUGCCAGAGGCUGGACUUUCUGCUGGGUUCCGUGGUUCAUGAGGUGACAGCUUGCCUGAUUGCUGUGGCUAAAACAGACCAUGAAGUUCAAGUGCGCAGAGCUGCCGUCCACGUGAUUGUCCUGCUGCUUCGGGGACUCAGCCAGAAAGCUACUGAGGUGCUGAGGGACGUCCUCAAGGAUCUCUACCACCUGCUGAAGCAUGUGGUGCGUUUGGAGCCCGAUGACGUGGCCAAACUCCAUGCCCAGCUGGCCCUGGAAGAGCUGGAUGAGAUAAUGAGAAACUUCCUGUUCCCACCACAGAAGCUGGAGAAAAAGAUUAUUGCCCUGCCAUAGACCUGAGUCAAAGGACAUCAAGGAGGCAGAGGGGGACCAAGCAGCCAGAGCAGUGCCCAAGCCUUCCGGCAGGUGGCCCCACUGCCUCUUUGGUGCGGGCAGUAUGGCUGACCCUGGAAGUGGCUUUACGUCUCUGGUCAUUUGUGUCUUCAGGCUGACCGUCCUAAAGCAUCUAUUUAGCCAUCCUGCAUCCAGCCUGAAGUGUGUGCCGUUAAAAGAAAAAAGAUUAUAAAUCUCAUUAAUCUGCACAUUUUUCACUGUGCCGUAGCAUUUAGAGAAGGAUGUCUACCUGAUGGAAGUAUAUUUUUUAACACGACUGAUGGAAUUUGAUUAAUUGACCACUUGCUUCUUGAGUAGAAGAGGUUGGCCACCCAUAUGUUACAUAUCUUGAUAUUCUUUCAUGGUGAGAUUGUUCUUCCCUGUGAUAAAGCGGAGCAGCCAGAGCUAGUCAUCCUUGGCUGCUCAAGAGGCAUUUCAGAGAAUGGAGAUGCAGUUGGAGGUAGGGAGGGGAAGGAAAUUAUCAAAACAUGCAAAACGGAAUAAAAUUAUCUUGGCUGGAAAGAAUAAGAAGUCUGAAUCUUGUCCUCUGCUAUUGAGAUGGAAAGCUACGGUGUUGAGGAGGAUUUGAUCUCCAGAAAAGAGAAUCAAGCUGGUUGAAUCUUCCAGAGAAGGGUAAGCUCUCUGUUUGUCGUCUGGGGCCAUUUUCCUUCACUCCCUCUGCUACUGUUUGCAUUAGAGGUGCCCUGAUUUUAGGAGAAAAGAGGCACAAACAUCUCAGGUGAGAGUUUAUAUCCUACAUUCGGUCCUCUGGGUCCUUUAGAAAGAUGAAUGCUUAGACAGUGGGUUAGUACCGAAUAAAUGCGUGCUGCACAGUGCAUCACACAUUGGUGACCCGAUGCCAGGUUUAUUGAAAUCAUUUCAGAUGUGGCACUGUGGACUCCUUUAUUUAUUUAUAUAUUUUGAUCACUGCAUUUUGAUUGAACCUAAAAGACAAGACAAAAAGGAGAAACUGGCUGACUGCUUUAGGCAAGCCCUUCCUAUUGUCAACACCUUGACAAGGCUAACCAGGGCUCCUUGGUCAAGUCCUCAGCUUUGCUGGGCUGGGUACAGAAUUUGUUACAGGAUUUUAUCCCCACUCUCUGGUGUGACCAGGCCCAGGGGAGCCAAAACACAAUUUCCCAAAACUCUCAGGUGACUGAAGGAGCUAUAGCCAAGCAUGCCUGUGUGCCAUUUAACAGCAGGAUAUUUCUCUCUGACCAGAUUAGAGACCCGGUUCUUAGCUUAGAACCUUUGUGGUGGGCACUCCUUUACAAAGGCCAACUUACAGGCAGUAUGGAUCACAAGUUAGCUUAGCAAAGAAUUAGAACAAAGGAAGUCAGAUGUUUUUAAAGAAUAUUUCCAUUCACCUAGGGCAGGUGGAUUAAUUUCCAUUUUCCAAAUCAAGGAUGUUUAGAAAAUCAGGAUUGGGGCUUUCAAAUCAGAGAAGAAUCUCCUUUGGAUGACCUGGAUAUACAAAAAUUCUUAUUUCCUGGCCUUCUUUUAA
Ceratotherium simum simum (southern white rhinoceros) is the source of this 4915-nucleotide messenger RNA. RefSeq names its product transport and golgi organization 6 homolog (gene TANGO6). Gene Ontology annotation, biological process: protein secretion. NCBI's taxonomy places the organism in Eukaryota, Metazoa, Chordata, Mammalia, Perissodactyla, Rhinocerotidae. The record is from RefSeq and is a predicted model, not a curated record.